UCCAGGAACCCAACCCAGAAAGGAUAAAGCAAAAAUUCAACUGAUAAAUUGACCCUUUUUUUUUUAAGAGAAAAAUCUCGAAACAACCAUAACAAUGGCUUCUUUGGCUUUUCCUUCUCUCAAUUCUUUAACCAUUUCGCGCCUUCAUAGCCAGAAAGCUCCUUCUUUGAACUCUUCAAUUCCAACUCCAAGUAUAUUAACCUUCAAACAUCCAACUAUCACUCUGCAUCGUUUUCAAUGUGGGGUUAUUCGAAUGCAAGCUGGUGAAGAAGAUUUUGAGUUGAAACAAAUGAGAGAUAUGGCUGCUGCGAAGAAGAGAUGGGAUGCUAUGAUUAGGGAAGGAAAAGUAAAGAUGCUUACACCUAGAGAGGCAGGUUAUGCAAUUCAACUUUCAAACAAGCCUCUACUCGAUGUUCGCCCGUCUAGUGAGCGCGAGAAGGCAUGGGUUAAGGGCUCCACCUGGGUACCGAUCUUUGAAGUUGAUAAUAAAUUUGACGUUGGAACCCUUUCCAGAAAAGCCACCAAUUUUGUGAUGGGGGGUUGGUGGAGUGGGGUGCCUACAUUGUCUUAUGACAGUCAGUUCUUGUCAAAAGUUGAGGAGAAAUUCCCAAAAGAUGCAGAGCUUAUCGUUACAUGCCAGAAAGGAUUGAGAUCUCUAGCGGCUUGUGAGCUACUGUGUAAUGCUGGCUACAAAAAUCUUUUCUGGGUUCAAGGGGGUCUAGAGGCUGCUGAAGAAGAGGAUCUUGCCAGAGAAGGUACUCAGCCUUUGAGGUUUGCAGGAAUUGGUGGGCUUUCAGAGUUUCUCGGUUGGACGGAUCAGCAGAGAGCUCAAGCUGCCAGAGAAGGCUGGGGUUACCGAUUACUCUACUCGAUUCGCCUGGUUGGAGUUUUUGUGGUUGCCGAUGCCUUGUUCAUUGGUGCACAGCAAGUGGGUCGUUAUCUUCAGGAUAUACGGUCUCACUAAAGUUAUAUUGAUCUUCUUGAAGGCAUUCGAUUAAAAGUUAAACCAUCUGAAAGAUGGCAGUUGAAUUUGUGAUCAUCUAUAAGAGACUGAAGAUGUUUUGAGGAUCCCAAUUUUGAAAGCCACAGUAGUUAGCAGAGUUUCAUGGUGUUGCCUGUUUCUUAGGUGCAAAUCCUUGUGAUUACAUAUGUACUCAAUCACAUUGGCAUUGGAUACAUAUAAUGGUAUCAAUUGAAAGCCAUUCCGUUCACUUAAAA
Molecule: messenger RNA, 1218 nt
Organism: Gossypium raimondii (Peruvian cotton)
Lineage: Eukaryota; Viridiplantae; Streptophyta; Magnoliopsida; Malvales; Malvaceae
Product: rhodanese-like domain-containing protein 11, chloroplastic
Exons: 10
Coding region: 95-964 (289 amino acids)
Source: RefSeq, a predicted model, not a curated record